Esox lucius (northern pike) is the source of this 1088-nucleotide messenger RNA. RefSeq names its product cyclin D2, a (gene ccnd2a). NCBI's taxonomy places the organism in Eukaryota, Metazoa, Chordata, Actinopteri, Esociformes, Esocidae. Gene Ontology annotation, biological process: regulation of cyclin-dependent protein serine/threonine kinase activity; mitotic cell cycle phase transition; positive regulation of G1/S transition of mitotic cell cycle. Gene Ontology annotation, molecular function: cyclin-dependent protein serine/threonine kinase regulator activity. The record is from RefSeq and is marked provisional. Gene Ontology annotation, cellular component: nucleus; cyclin-dependent protein kinase holoenzyme complex; cytoplasm.
GGGGGAGAGGAAAAAGUUCGCUAGGAGAGGCAGGACUACUUUUGGGAGCCCUGCAGUUUCACUUUUAUGCCUCCAACAUACUUUCCUUCCAGUUUCUUUGCAUCUAGCAAUAUUGUUAUUGAAAAUAACCCGACUUUUUAAUUCUGAAACAACCAUGGAGCUGCUUUGCCUUGAAAGGGACACAGUCAUAAGAGCUCGUCCUGAUCCGAAUCUUCUGUGCAAUGACAGGGUAUUGCAAAGCCUGCUGAACAUUGAAGAAAGAUUUAUUCCUCAAUGUUCUUAUUUCAAGUGCGUUCAAAAAGAUAUUCAGCCGUUUAUGAGGAGGAUGGUUGCGACUUGGAUGCUGGAGGUUUGUGAAGAACAGAAGUGUGAGGAAGAGGUUUUUCCCUUGGCUAUGAACUACUUGGACAGAUUUUUAGCCGUGUUUCCAACCAAAAAGUGUUAUCUGCAACUUCUCGGGGCAGUUUGCAUGUUCCUUGCAUCCAAAUUGAAAGAAACCCGUCCAUUAACUGCAGAAAAACUCUGCAUCUACACAGAUAACUCCAUCAGACCACAGGAGCUGCUGGAUUGGGAGCUGGUGGUUCUUGGGAAGUUGAAGUGGAACCUGGCAGCUGUCACCCCGAAUGACUUCAUUGAGCACAUUGUGAGGAAGCUUCCGCUGCCCGAGGAGAAGCUGGUGCUGAUACGCAAACACGUGCAGACCUUCAUCGCACUCUGUGCCACAGAUUUCAACUUUGCCAUGUACCCUCCAUCCAUGAUCGCCACGGGCAGUGUGGGAGCAGCUAUCUGCGGCCUCCAGUUGGACUCGGGUGACCAGUCGCAGUGGGGGGACAGUCUCACGGACCUACUGGCCAAAAUCACUAACACAGAAGUAGACUGUUUGAAGGAGUGCCAGGAGCAGAUCGAGAGGGUCUUGGUGAGCAGCCUGCGUGAGGGACGUCAGCAGCACCACCAGCAGCAGCAGGUCCAGCACGGUCCCAGCAGCAAGACUGUGGAGGAGCAGGAUCAGUCCACCACCCCAACAGACGUCCGCGACAUCAACAUAUACCCGGAAUAAGAAUCAAAUCGACAUAAGAGAAAUGACAACU